Maylandia zebra (zebra mbuna) is the source of this 2854-nucleotide messenger RNA. The record is from RefSeq and is a predicted model, not a curated record. NCBI's taxonomy places the organism in Eukaryota, Metazoa, Chordata, Actinopteri, Cichliformes, Cichlidae.
UCAUCCUUAUUCAUGGUGCUUUCUUAUCUAUACAAAUAAUAAGACACAGUAGUAACACAUCCUAAGACAAAGGCCAACUUCUGCUCUCCUUUCCAAAGAGAAAAUCCACAGGCUGCCGUGUGGGAGGAGGGACCAGGAAGAGGUUUAUCGUGGUCAACACUGUCGUCCUAAUCCGCUCUUAGGGGAUAGAGGCUUAGUGGGACCUCAGGUUAGGUUGAUCACAACUUGUCUCAGACACAACCAUCCACACGAGCAAGGCAUUCAUUGGUUUGCACGCAUGAGUUAUUUCACCCUCAGAAGUCUGUUCUCUUCUUAGUUCUGCGGAUUCAUUGAAGCAAACGUUUCUGUGGGCAGGCGUAGAGGCAGCAGCUCUGUGGACCUCAGAGAGCACACCUGCCACACUCCAGCUACACACUAGCUGUUUCUUUCUUUGUGUUUCUUUAAUUCAACCAAGACUUCUGAAGAUGAAAGACCGCCUGGCUCAGCUGAAGGAGAAGAGCGAUGCAGGUGGUGAUGAUAUUGAGGUUCCUGUGGAGAGUGAGGCUUUCAUGGAUGAUUUCUUUGCUCAGAUUGAAGACAUCCGCAGCAGUAUUGACAAGAUUGACGAGAGUGUUACAGAAAUCAAAAAACUCUACUCCACCAUCCUGUCUGCCCCGACCUCCGACCAGAAAACACAGGAUGAUGUCGAGGCUCUCACCAAUGAGAUUAAAAAGUCGGCCAACAAUGCAAGAAACAAACUGAAGAGUAUCGAGCGCCAGCUGGAGUCAAACGCCGACGAGAGGGCCUCGGCCGACCUCAGGAUACGCAAGUCACAGCACGCCAUUCUGGCCAAAAAGUUUGUAGAGGUGAUGACAAAGUACAACGAGGCUCAGGUGGACUUCAGAGACAAGAGCAAGGGACGGAUCGCCCGCCAGCUGGAGAUCACUGGAAAAACAACGACUGAUGAAGAGUUGGAUGAGAUGCUGGAGGGAGGAAACUCUGCAGUCUUCACAGCAGGGAUCAUGGACUCUAAGAUCAACCAGCAGGCCCUGAAUGAGAUCGAGGCUCGUCACAAAGACAUCAUGAGGCUGGAGAGCAGCAUUAAAGAACUCCACGACAUGUUUGUUGAUAUUGCCAUGCUGGUUGAGAACCAGGGUGGGAUGAUUGACAGAAUCGAAAGCAACAUGGACCAGUCGGUGGGCUUUGUCGAGAGAGCCGUGGCCGACACCAAGAAGGCUGCCAAAUACCAGCAGGAGGCCCGCAGGAAACAAAUGAUGAUCUUCUGCUGCUGCGUGAUUUUGGCUGUCGUCCUGGGUUCAUUUGUCUACAGCUUCAUCAAAUAGAGACCCUAAUGAAGAAAGUCUCCCACCAUCUGAGGCCACGGGAGGCCGCAGGACACUCAGUUUGCUCUAAUUUCAUUACAUAUCAGGAACAAAGCGCCACAUUUAUGAUCAGUUCAAUCAGAAAAACAUGACGAUAGCUUUCUUCUUCAUGGCCUCGCUCCAGUCUGUGUCCCUAACCUGUCCAAUAACAAACUGAAUAUGACUGUGUGCACAAAACAGAAAAGAAAAGCUGGAGACCUUUCAGUGCAGCGACCGACACGUUAAUAAUCCCACCAAGAAUGUCCACAUCAUAGGGCUACAUGCAUGUUUAAUGUGUUAGCAUCAGCUCAUCAUUACUUAGCUGUGCUCAGUGCAAAUGUGUGUGAUACGUCUUACCCUAACCCUGCUGCAGUUGAUCUGCUGUGGAGCGAUUUUUCAGAACCAAACUUGGAAUUUGAAAAUGUGCAGCAUGAAAGGUCACCAACAAUCAGGGCCAAGCCUGUGAAUUACUGAGUGUGACUGCUAGCAUGCUCCAUUUCAUUUUCAUUCACUGAUUUGUCCACUUAUCAUAUCCAUAUUCAGGAAAGUGCACCUGAUUUGUAAACAACUUUUGAAUAAUGCAGCCAUGAAAAGCUUUUAUUAGGAAGAUUAGCUGUUGUGUUGCUGUGUAAGGAAUAAACAGCAGAGGGUGUCCAUUAAUAUUAGAGUGAUUACAGCAGGUGCUGGUACCUGACACACCUGUGCUGUAGACUGCAUCCUGCCCCGUGUCCACAGCAGGCCCAUCGAGAGGCCUUUAGGAUUCACAGUAAAAAUCCACGUAGUGAGCUUUUAACCUUGAAGUGAUUAAAAAUGGCUCAUCUUAGAUAGUGUGACUCAGGAAUUGAUGUUCAUUUUAAAUGUGUAAGAUUAGAAAUACAAAUCAUUUGAUGAUUCAGGUAUUUGGUUUAGAUCGUUGUUAUUUGUGUUUAUUACGACUGAACUCUCAUGUUUGUAUAAUGUGCUUGUGUGUCUGUUUUUAUGCUUGUUAUUCUGGCACUUGCUCUGACCCACACUGUGGUGUUGGAUGCAGUACAGCCCACUCGUGAACUGAGAGCCUGCUCUCCUAUAUCAAUAUUUUUGAAAAUGUGUAUUCCAAUAAAAUUCCAAUUGGAAGUUUUCUGAGGCGUCUGAACAAACUGAUGGCAGACUAUUUAGUUGCGCAGUGUGUUCAGAAAAAUAACCUGGAAGAUUUGUCCUGCCGGGAGAGGUCAUCGAUUAUCGACAGGCAGCUGUUGUGUGACAAUGAACUAUCACAGAUUUUAUUCAUGUUCAAAUUUGAUCCUAGGACCGCUAAAUAUCAAAUUCCGGGGACUGAGGUGUGCAUUCACAGGGACACGCUGUAAGGUCUGGUCUGCCGAUGCUUCCAGCGCUUCAUCGUUAGCUUCUUUGUACACGCUGUGUGUUUGUGUCUGCUGCUGACUGAAGGCCGUGGCUCUGAGCACGGCGAACUAUUUGUAAAAGUGCAUCGUUUGUAGUUUUCUUCACUUUUUGAAUAAAAGUCAAUCUGUCAGUUA